Messenger RNA from Rosa chinensis, 2950 nucleotides. RefSeq lists its product as uncharacterized. Bases 269 to 784 code for a protein of 171 amino acids. NCBI's taxonomy places the organism in Eukaryota, Viridiplantae, Streptophyta, Magnoliopsida, Rosales, Rosaceae. The transcript has 4 exons. The record is from RefSeq and is a predicted model, not a curated record.
UCUGCCCUUCUUUUCUUGGUUUAUGGAUGUACGAAACUUAAAGCCCAAAUCUGGUCUAGAAACAGAGUUUAACAUGAAAACUCGCGAUAUUUCCAGAUUCUCCAAUGGGACAAACAGUGAUGGAAAGGAAUUCAAUUGAAGAUUACCCUUUUGUCCUCAAGUCUGAAGUAUAUAGGCAAGAAAGUCACCAUCUAAGCACACUUGGAGAAGCCUCCACCGUACCGUUUUCAUAACCGACUCCUUCAACACGAGCCACAUUCUCUGAAAAAUGGAUCAAACUGAUCUGAACCAAAAAGUCCGUUCACUACACAGUCCAAACAGCAUGAACUUACGUGAUGUUUACAGAUCCUGGAAUGGGACAAACAGUAGUAGAAAAGGGUUGGAUUUAGGAUUACUGUUUUGCACUGAAACAAUAAGUAUAUAUAAUUCUCAACCCCAGCAUCUAUCGCAUUCGAGAAGUCUGCAUCGGUAUCUAAAGUUCCUGUUAACUGACAUUAGACUUCCCAGUCAAUCAAGAUCAGGAAAAGGCCGCUCAUCAGCAAAUACGGUUUAUCAGAUUGCUCAUCUAUUCAGCUUGCUUUCAAGCUUUGACAAUAAACAUCAUAGAAGCUGCUUCUCUAACAAUUCAAUCAUACAAACAAACAAGAUGCUCUAUAUGCAAGGAUGCCACGACAGCAAGGAUGCCACGUGCAUGUCAUCAAAAGAGACUUGGGUGAGCCAGGGAAAAUUGUCAAAAAGCUGUUACAGCCUAGGUCUAUCUCAAAUUGAUCAAUCUGGAUGUUGAGAGUAAGGAAUCAUUUUACCCUACUCUAAAAUCGUGUACAAUAAAAGUUGCUCACUUUAAUUUCAAUACUUCUUCAUAGUUUCUGCUAAAACCAAAUGAUCAGUACAAUAUCAACCUAUUAUUUUUUUAUUAGUGGCUCCUUUGUACACCCUCUUUUUAGAUUUCAACCACUUUUAUGUUCUAUUCCUCAUUUCCACCAUCAAUGACUUUCUUCCUAAUCAUACUAUCUCCUAGAGCCAAGAACCAAUCCAUCUAAGGCAGCCAACUAAAGACAUCAGUAUAUGAAAUAUGCCAGCUUUACUGAUAGUAAUUGAUUGCUGUUUCACUAUCAAUUCAAGUAAAAGACCUUUCAGAUUGUGUGUUUCAACUAUCAAUAUAUGUCGAUUUUAGUUAAUAUCAAAACUUAUGUCUGCUGUUUCUUAUAGUUUGUUGAGUUCAUUUUUUAUCUAAUGGAUGGUAUUUUCGUCCACUACUUUUGGAUUUAAUUCCUAGAAGACGAAACUCUGACAAUGCAAUUGUUGGCUGUGGCAGAUUUGUCCCUUGCAUCCAAAGUGGAGGAGAUUAAUGUCCUAAUCUCCCCUGAUUUACAGGUCAAGAAAAUUGGGUACUAUGGUUGUGCUCAAACUGAUUAAACUGUAUAUAUGUCCAUUUUAGUUUAAUAUGAAAGCUUAUGUCUGCUGUUUCUUAUAGUAUGGUGAAUUCAUUUUUCAUCUAAUGGAUGGAGUUUUCUUCCAGGUACUACUUUUGGAUUUAAUUCCUCUUCAAGGUCAUCAUUGAAUUACUAUUUUGCAAUUGUGUAGAUACCUUUCAUAAAGUGAAGAGCAAAUGUGAAAAAAAGGAAAGAAGACAAAGCUUUGACAAUGCAAUUGUUGGAUGUGGCAUGUUUGUCCUGUGCAUCUGAAAUGGAGGAAAUUAAUGUCCCAAUCUCCCUUGAUUUACAGGUCAGGCUUUGGUCUCAUUUUAAUUCGAUUUUUCUAUAACUUUCUGAUUUAGUUAUUUAUUCCUUAUGAAAAUAAAUAUUAAUGUCUUGGUUGAAAAUAUGAAAUUAGAUAAUUAGAACUAAGACGAAGUUUAGCUUUCUUAUGUUGGGUUUGUCUGACCAGAUGGUUGUGUAAGAGUUAUUGAGAAAAUGAAUGUCUGGGAAUUGUGGUUGGAGAUAUUUGAGUGGUUUUGUGGACAGUUGCUGAAGUAGUAUAGAUCUUGCCUGUACAGAGCUCCAGAUCAAAACAUCAAAUUUCAGCUAUUGUAUUUGCUAUAAUAUCAUCAUCAAUGUGUUUGCUAUAAGAAAAGAUUCACUCAAUGUAAAGGUUGUUCAAAUUUUUAUAAUUGUCAAUUUUAUACUUCAAUUGGUAAAACGAAUAGUGUAUACUUUUCGUUACUGAACUUUAUGCAUUCAGUAUUUCUAUUCUCAGUCUUAUCUCUUUGAUUUCCUUCAUUGCUGUAUAGUUUACCCAUGUAACUAUGUAUUUGAAGGUUUCUUUGCUUCAAGCUCAUUACCUUGGUCUAUUCAUUUAUGCUUUUGUUUCUUCAACCAUUCUGCUAUAUUGCUAUACUAAAACUUCCAACUAAUAUAUGUGGCGGGCGGGGGAGAGAGAAGAAGAGGAACUCCUAUACAGGGGCAAUUUUGCUUAUUUCGCCUCGGAAUUUAGGAAUAAAUCCAUCAAUUGAGCUUUAUUUUAUGUUCUAUUUCACUCCCUGAUGGGGGUUUCUUUUUACCCUUCCCUCAAUUCUUUUGUUUUCGCUUCAAACUUGACCACGCUUUGCUGCUGUUUUUCACAGCUUUGGCUCAGCUUUUGCAAGUGCAUCACAACUCACCAUAUGCUACUGCAGGUGAUUAACUAAAAAUGCAAGUGAUCAACUAAAAUGCUAUUACUUGAAGAGGCAUGAGAGGCAGAACUGUUGCUCAGAAGAGAAUGUCACAGUGUCAGAAGAAGACUCAUGAAGAGAAGAAGUAAUGAAAUUAGCGAGCAACUUAAUGGUGCUGGAGAUGACAAGAAGAAUGACACAGAGAUAAUCCUGGCUCCAAUCUUUGUCACAACCAAUUGAAUACCAACCUCAUUCGAUUCUAUUGUACUUAACCUCCAUCUGAUGUCAAAUAAACAAUCAGUUUUUCACAACAUGCAUCAAAUAAACAAUCCACCAACAUACUUCAAUCAAUUUGUACAA